AUGGACACUGCGGGCAGCAUGAUCACCGUGGUCGCAGUGUGCGCCGUGGCCACCGCGUGCACCAUGGUUGCCACGUGCACCGUGUGGCCCGGUGAGAGUGGGAAAAGCACGUUUAUCAAGCAAAUGCGUAUCAUUCAUGGCGUGGGCUACUCUGAGGAGGACCGCAGAGCCUUCCGGCCGCUCGUCUACCAGAAUAUCUUCGUCUCCAUGCAGGCCAUGAUCGAAGCAAUGGACCGGCUGCAGAUCCCCUUCAGCAGGCCUGACAGCAAGCAGCACGCCAGCCUGGUGAUGACUCAGGAUCCCUAUAAAGUGAGCGCGUUUGAGAAGCCAUAUGCAGUGGCCAUGCAGUACCUGUGGCGGGAUGCGGGCGUCCGUGCAUGCUACGAGCGCAGGCGUGAAUUCCAUCUGCUGGACUCCGCGGUGUACUACCUGUCACACCUGGAGCGCAUCGCUGAGGACGGCUACGUCCCCACUGCGCAAGACGUGCUGCGGAGUCGCAUGCCCACCACAGGCAUCAAUGAGUACUGCUUCUCCGUGCAGAAGACCAAACUGCG
Grammomys surdaster is the source of this 554-nucleotide messenger RNA. Its product is annotated as guanine nucleotide-binding protein subunit alpha-15-like. The record is from RefSeq and is a predicted model, not a curated record. Lineage: Eukaryota; Metazoa; Chordata; Mammalia; Rodentia; Muridae. Gene Ontology annotation, cellular component: heterotrimeric G-protein complex. Gene Ontology annotation, molecular function: GTPase activity; G protein-coupled receptor binding; G-protein beta/gamma-subunit complex binding. Gene Ontology annotation, biological process: action potential; adenylate cyclase-modulating G protein-coupled receptor signaling pathway; phospholipase C-activating dopamine receptor signaling pathway. The annotation marks the transcript as partial. The transcript has 4 exons.